UAGUUAAUAUAAAUGACUUCAGAAUUAGGUUCUGAAAUAUGCUGAAGAUCUAUGAGAGAUUCCUCCAGGGCUUUAUUUAUGGAGACCACCUCAGUUCUAUGAGAAAACCCUGUGGAGAACAUCAUCCUUCAAAUUUGCUACCACUGCUCUGCUCAUAUCAGACCCAGUCACAUCAGCUGAUCUUUCUCAGGGAGGGACCACAGAUUGGUAGAGUCGCCCUGGACAAUCUGUUCAACAUGUGGCUGAGCAAUCAGACUCUGGGUAGUGACUUUUUCCUGUUGGGACUCUUUAGUCAAAGCCCACACCCUGACAUCCUCUUCUUUAUCAUCUUCGUUAUAUUUCUCAUGGCUGUAUCUGGGAAUAUCAUCUUGAUCCUUCUGAUCCACACUGAUUCCUGUCUGCACACUCCCAUGUACUUCUUUAUCAACCAGCUCUCACUCAUGGACCUCACCUAUAUUUCUGUAACUGUGCCCAAAAUGCUGGUGAACAAGCUGACUGAAGUAAGGACCAUCUCUGCUGUAGGAUGUGGGACCCAGAUGUUCUUCUAUUUGAUGCUGGUUGGUUCAGAGUACUGCCUUCUAGCUGCCAUGGCCUAUGACCGCUAUGUGGCCAUUUGUCAUCCAUUACGAUACUCUGUCCUCAUGAACCACAGGGUGUGUGUUCUCCUGGCAUCUGGCUGCUGGUUUGUGGGCUCAAUAGAUGGUUUCUUAGUCACUCCCAUCACCAUGACCUUCCCCUUCUGCAGAUCCAAGGAGAUCCAUCAUUUUUUCUGUGAGGCCCCUGCUGUAACGAAACUCUCUUGCUCAGAUACUUUCCUCUAUGAGAUUUCCAUGUACCUGUGCUGUAUUAUUAUGUUGCUCUUCCCAAUGUCAGUCAUUUCAGCAUCCUAUUACUUUAUUAUCCUUACUGUUCACAGGAUGAACUCAGCAGAGGGUCGAAAAAAGGCCUUUGUCACCUGCUCUUCCCACAUCACAGUGGUGAUCCUCUUUUAUGGGGCUGCUGUCUAUACUUACAUGCUCCCACGCUCCUACCACACCCCUGAGAAGGACAUGGUGGUGUCCUUCUUCUACACCAUUCUUACACCUGUCCUGAAUCCUGUCAUUUACAGCCUCAGGAAUAAGGAUGUCACAGGGGCUCUGAAAAAAAUGCUAAGACUAGGGAAAGUUCCCUACUAAAAAAGAAUAGAAGAAUUUAAAUCAGUUCUUAGUUUUCACUUCAGAUAUAUUUUGACCAAAAAAACCAAUAUUUUGUAGUGAUGCCUGACUCCCAUAAUUGUUCUUCAUGA
Erinaceus europaeus (western European hedgehog) is the source of this 1285-nucleotide messenger RNA. RefSeq names its product olfactory receptor 2T10-like. NCBI's taxonomy places the organism in Eukaryota, Metazoa, Chordata, Mammalia, Eulipotyphla, Erinaceidae. The record is from RefSeq and is a predicted model, not a curated record. The transcript has 2 exons. Gene Ontology annotation, cellular component: membrane. The coding region runs from base 39 to 1175 and encodes 378 amino acids. Gene Ontology annotation, molecular function: olfactory receptor activity; G protein-coupled receptor activity. Gene Ontology annotation, biological process: G protein-coupled receptor signaling pathway.